This is a messenger RNA of Xenia sp. Carnegie-2017, 656 nucleotides long. Its product is annotated as sushi, von Willebrand factor type A, EGF and pentraxin domain-containing protein 1-like. The record is from RefSeq and is a predicted model, not a curated record. The transcript has 2 exons. Lineage: Eukaryota; Metazoa; Cnidaria; Anthozoa; Malacalcyonacea; Xeniidae. Bases 1 to 624 code for a protein of 207 amino acids.
AUGAAUACAGACGGCAACGAAAUCACCCAGUAUGGAGUUACCAAAGGAUCUGUAAAGUUAAGUGCUAUCUCAGCAGGCUUUUGGAUGUCCACACCUGCUAAAUACGCAAGCCAAUAUUAUCCUACACCCUUGUCUUACAAAGUGAGUUACACACCAUGGGGAAAUACUUUUAUGAUGGAUAUGCAUCCAGAUCCUACUUUGUAUAUAGCAAAAUUAAUUACAGUAUUAACUAGAACUGGUGUAAAUCUUGCUGACGGUAAACUUCAUCAUGUGUGCGUCACGUGGAAAUCGUCCAGUGGCAUUUUCGCAGUCUACAAGAAUGGUCAAUUUGAGAAAAGUUUACAAAAUAUCAACAAAGAUGAAGAAAUUGAGGCUAACGGUACUUGGGUUAUUGGACAAGAUCAAGACACUGGAUCAACUUUUGCAUUCCAAAAAGAAGAUUCAUUUAAAGGCGAUUUAACAGAAAUGAACGUCUGGGACAGAGUCUUGACCGAUUACGAGAUUCAACGUGUUGCAAAAGAUUGUGGCACGCUUAUUCAAGGCAACGUUAUAAAGUACAGCGACUUCAAAAUGUCCGAGGAGACCAAAUUCAUCGAGCGUCUUUCUUGCUGCCCUGCUUCUUAAUGACGUUUAAUCAGCCUGUUGUUGAACCUGUA